Messenger RNA from Aspergillus japonicus CBS 114.51, 684 nucleotides. RefSeq lists its product as uncharacterized. Lineage: Eukaryota; Fungi; Ascomycota; Eurotiomycetes; Eurotiales; Aspergillaceae. Bases 1 to 684 code for a protein of 227 amino acids. The record is from RefSeq and is a predicted model, not a curated record. The transcript has 2 exons.
AUGAGGGUCAGCUCGCCCUUCAGAUCCUCGCCCAGCAAGGCGAAACAGUCCCGCCUUCAUGAUGAGGACGGCUGCUUUAUGCGUGGUCUCCCGGAGACACCACCGAACCCGCCCCCAGGCCGCAAACGAUUCAGCCCCAUCAAGACCAAAACCUCCAAGAAACAGCUCGCCCAGCAACAGCACUCCCUGUGUCCCACCCCAGCGGCAGCAGCAGUCACACAACCCCGAUCCCGGAAGAGCAGCAGCUCGUAUAGAAAGCCGCUCCUGAGCCACCAACAGUCGCGAACAGCGUCCAAUUCCACAACCCACCACCAUAGGAUCUACCUACCGGAGAGUAUCUCAUUCACUCACCAGCAGCGGCACACGCUGUGCGCUGAGGACGAGAAUGAUAACGACGACGACGAAGAACAAACAGAGGAGGAGCCGUCGCCGUGCGUGGAGAUCGUCUCCCGCAAGGCUACGGCCAAAAAGCUCGGGCUGGCGUCGCGGGUGAGGCGGCGGCUGCAGUUUGCGACGGCUGCGUCGGCGAUGAGUAGUCCAAAGGGGUGGAUGUCGCCGAAGAAGAAGAAAAAAGAUCGGAAAGAGUCGAUGCGUAAAGGGUUCCAGAGGUUGGACACGGCGGAGGGAUCGCCGGAGGAUGUGUUUCGAGAUUAUCAGAGGGAAGGGUUGGUUUGUGGGUCGUAA